ACUUCGAAGAAGGAAAAAUUAAAGAUGGCAGCCGAUGAGAUGAUGAGUGAAAACAAGGAGGUGAAUUUACUGCUGGAAGGUCCUGAGCCAGGGGAAGUGCAUGGGACAUUAUUGGGAAGAGCCAGAGAGAACUUUAGCCAGAGCUGUGAGCAUAAGAAAGCCUGUGGAAAUCAGGGCCAGUCAGAGAGACAGCUGGAGAACCAGCCAGAGAAAGAAGUGGGUAGGUUUAAUGUGGUGGAGGAUGCAAGGAACUCAGCAAAACAACAGCCCAGCAGAGAAGCAACAUGGGAAAGAGAAAAAAACACAUGUGCCGAGUGUGGGAAAAGCUUCAGUCGGCGCUUUCACCUUAUUUCCCAUAGAAGAAUCCACAUGGGUGAGAAACCCUAUAAAUGCCUGGUCUGUGGGAAAAGCUUCAAUCAGAGCUCAAACCUUAUUUCACACAGAAGAAUCCACACAGGAGAGAAGCCAUAUAAAUGCCUCAUCUGUGAGAAAAGCUUCAUUCAGAGCUCACAACUGAAUAGACAUGAGAGAACGCACACGGGAGAGAAACCCUAUAAAUGCGUUGAGUGCGGGAAAAGCUUCAUUCAGAGGUCGGAUCUUCUUUCCCAUCAGAGAAGCCACACGGGAGACAGACCCUACAAAUGCCCUGUCUGUGGGGAAAGUUUUGAUCGGAGAACACAGCUUAUUAUCCAUCAGAGAAUCCAUUCUGGAGAGAAACCUUACAAAUGCCUCAUCUGUUGGAAAAGCUUCAAUCAGAGCUCCAACCUCAUUUCACACCAGAGAAUCCAUACGGGAGAGAGACCGUAUAAAUGCUCUGACUGUGGGAAAAGAUUCAGUUGGAGUUCGCACCUUAUGCGACACAAGAGGAGAUAA
This is a messenger RNA of Chelonoidis abingdonii (Abingdon island giant tortoise), 873 nucleotides long. NCBI's taxonomy places the organism in Eukaryota, Metazoa, Chordata, Testudines, Testudinidae. The record is from RefSeq and is a predicted model, not a curated record.